UGAAGUUGGGUCUAAUGCCUCUGAACAGCCUGGUGCUCGAACUUGGACGUGGACUGAAAAUAAUGGUGUUUCCCGCACAAGAGAGCGGUCCGGUCACCGAGACCGAGUCCCGGGACGCGCACUUGAGUUUGUAAAUCUGUUUCAUCGACUCCGAGUAACUCCUCGGGCGCGCGCGCGUGUGUGUGUGUCUGUCUGACUGUCUGUGUGUGUUUUUUUUGGGGGGGAGUCUUGCUGCUAAAUGGCCAGCAGUGGCUGAAGUGUUUUGGUCCAGUCAGUGACAGCCUGCAGACAGCAGGGAGAGCUGUGCGGCGACCACACUGCAUUUGAUGAUGAGAGCUUCCAAGAAGUGAAGGAAAUCUGGGAGCUGAUUUCUUGCUGGGAAAAAAAUAAUUUCAACACAGUGUGCGGUGGAUCACGACCAAAGGAGCCAUGGAGGCCUCACAGGACCUCAACGAACAGAUGGUGAAGAAAUCACAUAGUGAAUCUCAUGUUCCAGACCCUUCGGACACCAGGUCCAUGGAAAUGCAGGACCUAGCCAGUCCUCAUAACCGUGUGGGAGGUGGAGAUUCGACAGGCUCCAAGCUAGACAAGAGCAACCUUGGCAGCCCCUCCAUCACCACCAAUGGAACAGGAGGUGAAAAUAUGACUGUUCUAAACACGGCUGAUUGGCUGUUGGGCUGCAGCAGCCCGCCCCCCGCCCCGGGCUCCAAGGACUAUGUGAAAACAGAGCCUAUGAACAACAGUGAUACAGUCACUACGACAGGCGACACAGCACUGGACACAUACGCAGGCUCAGUAAUCACCAGCAGCGGGUACAGCCCUCGUUCAGCCCACCAGUACUCCCCUCCGCUUUACCCUUCAAAGCCCUACCCUCACAUCCUCUCCACGCCUGCAGCCCCUCCCAUGCCGACCUACGCCGGUCAACCCCAGUUCAGCAGCAUGCAGCAGUCAACUGUCUACACCGCUUACUCCCAGACAGGGCAGGCCUACGGACUGUCCACCUAUGACCUCGGUGUGAUGCUGCCGGGCAUCAAGACAGAGAGCGGCCUGGCCCAGAGUCAGUCUCCUCUGCAGACGGGCCUCAGCUACAGCCCCGGCUUCACCACACCUCAGCCCGGACAGACUGCAUAUUCACCCUAUCAGAUGCCAGGUUCCAGUUUCACUCCUUCCUCAGGCCUCUACGCCACCAACAACUCUGUGUCCAACCCCGCCAACUACACUGCCACACAGCAGGAUUAUCCCUCAUAUACGACGUUUGGCCAAAACCAGUACGCCCAGUAUUAUUCCGCCUCCACUUACGGGACAUAUAUGACCUCCAACAGCGUGGAUGGCACAGGCUCCACAGCAGCCUACCAGCUGCAAGAUCCCACCCCCGCCAUGACCGGACAGGCUGCUGAACUUCACCCAGGGGACUUUGACACAGUGCAGAGCCCCUCAACGCCCAUCAAAGAGCUGGAUGACCGAGCCUGCCGGAGUGGGGGGUCCAAAUCCCGGGGCAGGGGCCGCAAGAACAACCCUUCCCCUCCCCCUGAUAGUGACCUGGAGAGGGUGUUUGUGUGGGAUCUGGACGAGACAAUCAUUGUCUUCCAUUCACUGCUCACUGGCUCCUACGCACAGAAAUAUGGCAAGGACCCUCCCAUGGCGGUAACACUGGGUCUGAGGAUGGAAGAGAUGAUCUUCAACUUGGCUGACACACACUUAUUCUUUAAUGACCUGGAGGAAUGUGAUCAGGUACAUAUUGAUGAUGUAUCAUCAGAUGACAAUGGCCAGGACUUAAGUACUUACAGUUUUGCAACUGAUGGCUUCCAUGCAGCUGCAACCAGCGCCAACCUGUGCCUGGCUACGGGUGUCCGCGGCGGGGUCGACUGGAUGAGGAAACUGGCCUUCCGCUACCGACGAGUCAAAGAGUUGUAUAGCACAUACAAAAACAAUGUGGGGGGCCUGCUGGGUCCUGCGAAGAGAGACGCCUGGCUGCAGCUCAGAGCAGAGGUGGAGGCUCUGACUGACUCCUGGCUCACCCACGCACUCAAGUCCUUGUCCAUCAUCAGCUCCAGGAGUAACUGUGUAAAUGUGUUGGUGACCACAACGCAGCUCAUCCCAGCGCUGGCUAAAGUUCUCUUAUAUAGUCUGGGAUCCGUUUUCCCUAUCGAGAAUAUUUACAGUGCAACAAAAAUAGGCAAAGAGAGCUGUUUUGAGCGUAUAGUCUCCCGCUUUGGCACUAACAUUACAUAUGUUGUGAUUGGCGAUGGGAAGGAUGAAGAGCAUUCAGCCAGCCAGGUAAACAAACGACUUCUGAACUUUGACCCCUCUGACCUUGUGACCCUCCUUCCUCCCCUUGUUUAUUUGUUUUUUGCAGGAAAAGAGAGUUGCUUUGAACGCAUAAUGCAAAGGUUUGGCAGGAAAGUAGUGUAUGUUGUAAUUGGGGACGGUGUGGAAGAGGAGCAGGCGGCCAAAAAGCACAACAUGCCUUUCUGGAGGAUAUCCAGUCACUCUGACCUGCUGGCAUUACACCAAGCACUGGAGUUUGAGUACCUGUAACUAUUAUAGCAAUAUGGACUCAAGCAAUGUUACCAUGGACAUGGUCAGCGAGGCAGCACCCCCUUCUUUUGUAUAACUAUUUAAGAACAAACACAAUACACUGCGACUGUUUUUGUGAUUUUUUUUUUUUUUCUUUUCGUCUUGUUUUUUGAACAUCUGGAUUUACAAAAUCUGAACGGUCUUAAGAAGCAAAGGAGGGAUGAAAGGAGGUAAAGAAAAGGACAGUGGGGUUAAGAGAUGACUCAACCAUCCAACGUGCCCCUGCUCAACCCCCUGGCCCCGAUGCUGGGGAUGGACCUCUGUGAAAACCCGUGUCUUCUGUCCAUGCAGCUGUAGCAGACUGAAACCCUGUACUGACUGAAGACCGCCCCUUGGCCUGGGAAGACAUUUCCCUGGGCAACUCGAUGUUUGGUUUGUGCUGGAGCACCCAGGCUAGUAUCAGGACUGUUGUGGGUCACCUAGGAUAAACCGUCCUCAAACAAUGAGGGCUUCUCUGUACAGGCAGCAUUAUGUGUGAAGGGAUAACAGCUGCUUGACGUGUUUUCUUCCUGGUGGUAUAAUCACAACAAUGCAGUCUGUGGCAGAAACUUGUGUAAAUUAUUAACAAUAAACUUAAGGGCAGUGGUGGAUGCUUUUGUCAAGGAAAGUAAAUUUUAAUGUUUUGGGGUCUUGUUUUUUCCUCUGGAUUUUUUUGUAUUUUUUUUUUUCCCCCUUCUUUGAGAAACUGAGGAUGUGCGUCAUGAUGUGUUGUGCCUUAAUGUGUUUGAAUGUCUUUUCUUUAUUCACAAAUGUCUAUGUAGAUAUAAAGGAGAAACCUUAUCCAAAUGA
Seriola aureovittata is the source of this 3366-nucleotide messenger RNA. It is a transcript of the gene eya4, whose product is annotated as EYA transcriptional coactivator and phosphatase 4. The record is from RefSeq and is a predicted model, not a curated record. The transcript has 20 exons. Gene Ontology annotation, molecular function: protein tyrosine phosphatase activity. Gene Ontology annotation, cellular component: nucleus. Gene Ontology annotation, biological process: positive regulation of DNA repair; negative regulation of extrinsic apoptotic signaling pathway in absence of ligand; multicellular organism development. The coding region runs from base 430 to 2538 and encodes 702 amino acids. NCBI's taxonomy places the organism in Eukaryota, Metazoa, Chordata, Actinopteri, Carangiformes, Carangidae.